Messenger RNA from Lycium barbarum (goji berry), 1251 nucleotides. RefSeq lists its product as uncharacterized. The record is from RefSeq and is a predicted model, not a curated record. NCBI's taxonomy places the organism in Eukaryota, Viridiplantae, Streptophyta, Magnoliopsida, Solanales, Solanaceae. Bases 177 to 908 code for a protein of 243 amino acids. The transcript has 8 exons.
GUACAGGUACCACACCAAAUUGACUAUAGGGGCAAAUUGAUGAGAAGGGUACAUGUACCACACCAAAUUGACAGGUGUAGUUUAAAGGGGGUAGAAUGGUAAAUUCGAGAUGCUGAAGCGGAUAAGACACUGCUCUCUUCUCCGUUGCCAAACAAACACAUUCCGGCGAGACAGAGAUGACAAUUACCAUCUACACCCCUGCGCAUGUUAGCACUAGCAGCCUAAAUUCCCCUUCUCCGCUGCGACGAACCUUGUUGCCGGCGGCGAGAUGUCACAACACCCCUGCGCAUGUUAGCGCGUUAUUCUCGGAGAAAAGGCGGGAAAGCAGACGAUUGGUCACAAUAUCCCUCGGUGUCCUGCUUCAAUGGCUCGCCGCACCUAAAGAUGCAGUAGAAGCUAGCCCUUUUGACAAGUAUGUUAAAAGGAAACAGCUUGAUCCACUGGAGGCUUAUGUACCAGCUGUGCUGCUGGCUGGGGUGCAGAUUAAGGAAUUAGAGAAAUCUUUAGAGGUUGAUGAACCUAAAUAUGGAGAUUGCCGGAAUAUAUUGCGAUCUGGUCCUGCAUCAUCUCUUCGUGUCAAUAUUCGAGCAAUAGCACAAUAUGCAGCUGAUGAUGGCAAUGGUAAAUCAGCUUUCAGUGAUGUUGAUCAGUGUCUGAGUGCGUUGGAAGGACUUGACUCAUUGCUAUUGCGUGCAUCAAGAAAGGAUCCAGGGGCCUCAAUUGGCUCGAUGAAGGCACAAAUUGUUACUGCCCUAAAUGCAUUGGACAGUCUUCUUAAAAAUGUCCCAGCUGAUGUGCUUGACAAGGGAAAGGCUGUAGCUGAUUCAUAUUUUUUCGCUCGUGAGGAAGAUGUAGCAACUGAGAAAGUACUGGACCCUGAUCUGAAGCAACUGGAAUCUAUACUGUAAAUACGAAGCCUUUUUCUUGACCAGGUGGAUAAUACUAAAAAAUUCAAACGGGAGGACUUUUAUAGAUUGUAAAUAACUUUCUAUCUUCUUUUUCUGGUUUUCUACCCGGUGGUCUGAUUGUAUUCGGAUUCGCGUAACGUAAGGUCCUUUCGGGGGAAGCACUCCCUACUAAGGAUUUUUCUAUACACAGGGUUCAAAUUCGAAACCUCUGAUUAAGGGAGGAGCAACUACAUCCGUUGCACCACAUUCUUUGAUGAUCCUAUGUUGUUCUUAUAGCCAAAGUAAAACUAUUUUUUUGUUACUUUGAAGUUUAGUGGGCAAUAGCAUGACACUGAAACUUAUU